Aptenodytes forsteri (emperor penguin) is the source of this 3153-nucleotide messenger RNA. It is a transcript of the gene ZBTB42, whose product is annotated as zinc finger and BTB domain containing 42. Gene Ontology annotation, biological process: regulation of transcription by RNA polymerase II. The record is from RefSeq and is a predicted model, not a curated record. Gene Ontology annotation, molecular function: DNA-binding transcription factor activity, RNA polymerase II-specific; protein binding; RNA polymerase II cis-regulatory region sequence-specific DNA binding. Gene Ontology annotation, cellular component: nucleus. Lineage: Eukaryota; Metazoa; Chordata; Aves; Sphenisciformes; Spheniscidae.
GAAGGAAGAAUGGAGUUUCCAGACCAUAGCCGCCAGUUGCUGCAGUGUCUGAGUCAGCAGCGUCACCAGGGCUUCCUGUGUGACUGUACUGUUUUAGUUGGAGAAGCUCAAUUCAGAGCUCACAGAGCCGUUCUUGCCUCUUGCAGUAUGUACUUCCAUCUUUUCUACAGGGACCAGUUAGACAAAAGGGAUAUUGUGCAUCUGAACAGUGACAUUGUCACAGCCCCUGCCUUCAGCCUGCUGCUCGAAUUCAUGUAUGAGGGAAAGCUGGAAUUCAACAGUCUCCCGGUCGAAGAUGUGCUGGCUGCGGCUAGCUACCUUCACAUGUAUGACAUUGUGAAAGUCUGCAAGGGCAAGUUGAAAGAUAAAGAAUUAUGUUCGGAAGAGAAGAUUAAUGAUGAGGCGGCUAGUUUGGAGAAAGCGGAGCAUUUUCUAGACGCCGGAGUGCCCCUGGUCCACGAGUUUGACCCAGGAAACAAACAAAAAUUCAGCGUUGCAGAAUACGAGAGAGCAGCAGGCAAAGAAAAGGUCAGCAGUCACCCUGCCUGGUCCUCUGAUCAUAUAAGUGUCAGCUCUGUGCCGACAGAGGCAGAACCGUGUGCCGCAGCAGCUGGAAAAACAAAGGCUAAUGUCAAUAGUUCCACAGGACCUUUGUCCCAAAGGUCUGUUAACCAUCCCCUGGCUUCGAGUGAUGUGGACUGUGCGCUGGAUUUGUCUUUCAAGCCCGUGCCGGGGAGAGAUUCCUUACACCCCUCCUAUGUCUUUGGACAGCUGGCUUCCGACAGCCAGCAGCAGGGUACCGAGCCACUUGUUAAAGAUGAACAAGACUUGCUGUCAGAUCAGGAGGACGGCGAAGCCAGGAGUCCGGAGAGUCAGCAUUUUGGGAAUUCAGCCAAAAGCCUAGUGACAGGGUUAGGACACAUGUUCGCGGGGAAUGGCAGCUCUCAUGCCCGAGAGGAGGAUGUAGAUCAAGAGCGAGACGAGAGCGAGGACGACAUGGAUUCGUCGGACAUCUCCUCCUCGGGCGUCCUCGUGCCUCCCGGGCAUAUCUGCAUUUGCCCCCUCUGUAGCAAGGUGUUCCCGAGCCCGCACAUCCUUCAGCUGCACCUGAGCUCUCACUUUCGCGACAAGGACGGUCGGCGCCCCCUUUCCCCCGACGGGUCCGUCCCCACUUGUACCCUCUGCGGAAAGACUUUUUCUUGCAUGUACACGUUAAAGAGGCACGAGAGGACUCACUCGGGGGAGAAGCCUUACACCUGCGGCCAGUGCGGAAAGAGCUUCCAGUAUUCCCACAACCUCAGCCGCCACGCGGUGGUGCACACCAGGGAGAAACCCCACGGGUGCAAGUGGUGCGAGAGACGGUUCACGCAGUCUGGGGAUUUGUACAGACAUAUCCGCAAAUUUCAUUGUGGCCUUGUAAAGUCCUUGGUUGUUUGAGAUGCGUGAUUUUUAUUUUUUUUUUAACCCCCUCCCCCCCCCGCCCUUUUAAAACAAAACAGGAAAAAAAGGCAGCAUCUGAAUUUUAAUUCUUUUUUUUCCUCCUUUCCUUUAUUUUAUUUUGGUGAUAUUCACUUCAGGUAUAUGUUCUUUAAAAGAUGCAGAGGUAAACGCUCCAGAGGCCUUUCAAUGCAGUCCUUCCACCUCUCCCCUUCCCCUGCCGCCCUCCCUUCCCAGCCCUGUCCUAUAGGUCUUCUCUUGCGCACCCAUGUUACAUUAUUAAUCUGAACUGAUCUAAGUAAUUCUGCAAUGAUUUAGCAUCUGUUUUCAUGCUGGAAGUAACUUGCUUCGUGGUCAGGUUUUUUUUUUUGGUUUUGGUUUUUGUUUUUUUUUUAGGGUUUGCUUUUUUUUCUUUUUAAUUUCGAAAAAAUUAUCAGCAAAUUCCGGAGAAAAAUUUGGAUUCCAUUAAGCUCCCCUGAUGCUCUCUGCGUGUUGCAUAGUAACAUCUGAAGAGAUGAACUAUGAUUUAAAUACAUUUCAGUGUAGAGAAACUUGUCUGCAUAUCGCAGAGUAAGCGGCCGUACUCUUAUUUUAUAGAGCUAGACAAGACCUUAAAUUGGCCCCAGUUGCAAAGGGGGUUGAGGAUUCCUGGCUGCGUCUUUGGUACUGGUCAUUUUUUAUUCUCUUUAUUAUAUUAGAAUAGUUCUGCAGUCGGUCCUAAAGUCUGAAUGAGAAGUUUUUGCCUCGGGACUUGACUUAAAUUUUCCCUUCCCACCCAUCCUCGUCUGUGGGCUGACCUACUGAAAAGCUGCUUUUGAGCAUAAAAUGUGGACGGAAAAAACUCUUUCUGUCUGCAGCGUAUUCACUCCCGAAAUGCUGAAGGAUGCGCACUAGGACAUACAAAAAAUCGUAUGAUACAUGAAUAACUCCCUUCCCAUAUCGACACCCAGGGGCUGAUCCUGUCCCCCUUGCGGGGGGGACAGCAGCCCUAAAGCAGCUCCUGGGGUGUCUUAGUUCAAGGUAACUCGUACCACGUGUGUUAGGAGAUGCCCUGCUAUCUUGUCCGAAAAGUUUGCUGCUAUGCUAAAAUAGGCAGCUCAGAAUUCUAUUUUAUUUUAUUUUUUAUGAAGUUGGUGAUUCCCUCUUGGCCAAAUUCUGUGCAAUCGCCGGUAUUUCAAAGGGGCAGUAUGAAGAUAAACUGCUGGAGGGAAAACAUGGCCCGACUUUUUCCCCCCAUGUCCUACCUUUUCGGGGGAGGUUUUUGGGGUCUUUUUCGGUGUUUUAUUUUAGUUGGUUUGUAAACUGAGGCUGCCUGUAACUCUAACCAGUUUUACUCCAAAUAACUCAAUUACUUGCUUAAUAGAGCAUCCUCUGGUCUGUGCAUGUCGGUAAAUAUCAGAUUAUUCCCUUCCAGUCAAAUUACCCAUUCAAGGUACAUGUACACGGGACUGAAAUAUAAUAAUAUCUGAGGGUUUUGAAUGUCGUUCUGCUGCGUUGGCGUUGCUUCACCAGCUUUCCUGACACUCCUGGAGUUGUUUUGUGAAACUUAAGCGUUUAUUUUAAAAUGAAUUUGAAGCACUGAGUGAGAUUAUUUUAAAAAGUUGUGCUUAAAAUGCUGUAUUUCAUCUUAUGAAGAAAAAAUUUCCCAAUGCCUUCCCCCUCUGGUCCAAAAACUGAGCACUACCUACAUAAAUAAUAUGGGAUUGAUUUUUUUUU